CAGUAUGUGGUUAUCGACUGAACUGCAAAUGAUCAAUCCAGGAAUGCAGGAUGCGUCUCACAGCUUGCAGUGCCACGCAGUUUGCCGGCUGGCUGGCACUCUGCACACUCGGGCUGCUGGGCUUCUGCGACGGGUGUCCCGUUGCGUGUCAAUGCACCCGCAAAACCAGCGCCAAGCGCUCGGUGGUCAGCUGCCAUAAGAGGGGUCUGACCACAUUCCCCACUGGCCUGCCCCGGGACACCUGGAUCAUUAAAAUGGGUGAAAAUAUUUUACAAGAUCUCCCAGCAAAUAUCUUGAAACCAUUUCCAAAGAUUGAAAGCAUCAACUUGGAGCGCAACUCCAUCAAAUCGAUUCAUCCCCAAGCCUUCACUGGAGGCAGGAAGCUAAUAUUGCUUAACUUAUAUGGGAAUAAAAUCAACAAACUUCCCAAGAAGGGAUUCCAGGACCUCCUGAAUCUACGCUUCCUGAUGCUUGGGCAGAACCAAAUUUCCACCAUCGGACCAGAAAUGUUUUCAGGCAUGAGGAACCUGUCAGACCUGGACAUGCCGGCAAAUGCCCUCACAGCCCUGCCGGCCAAUGGCUUCAAGCCCCUUGUGGCCCUCAAGGUCCUGGACCUCGCCCUGAACCAGAUACACAAGCUGUCACCCAAGUCGUUCGUUGGCCUACAGAAGCUGCUCUUCUUGAACCUGGACAGCAACCGCCUGAAGACCAUCCCUCAUGGGGUUUUUCAGCCUCUGGGGGCACUGCAGACGCUGGUGCUAGAAAACAACCUGCUACGUACCAUGAGUGUCUCUGCACUGGACGGCUUGUCCACCCUGAAGGAGCUGUACCUGAGGAACAAUGAGAUUGAGAUGCUACCUGGCAGCCUGUUCAGACACACCCCACAGCUCACCCAGCUGGCCUUGAGUGGGAAUCGGCUGGUGGCUUUGGAUGGCACAUUGCUGGCCCAACUGCCAGAGCUCAGAGAGGCGUACCUGCAUGACAACCCGUGGCAGUGUGACUGUGGCAUCGCACCCUUGGUGCGCUGGAUCUUGCGGGGCCGCGCCGGCAGGUCGCCGACGGGGGCUCCAAAAUGUGCCGCCCCUGCGGCUCUCAGGGGCCGGGCCCUCAGCAGACUGCCUGCAGAUGCCCUGAAGUGCAGGGCUUGA
Brienomyrus brachyistius is the source of this 1148-nucleotide messenger RNA. Its product is annotated as leucine-rich repeat-containing protein 15. The coding region runs from base 51 to 1148 and encodes 365 amino acids. Gene Ontology annotation, molecular function: protein binding. Gene Ontology annotation, cellular component: plasma membrane. Lineage: Eukaryota; Metazoa; Chordata; Actinopteri; Osteoglossiformes; Mormyridae. The record is from RefSeq and is a predicted model, not a curated record. The transcript has 3 exons.